Messenger RNA from Dermatophagoides pteronyssinus (European house dust mite), 4196 nucleotides. RefSeq lists its product as uncharacterized. Lineage: Eukaryota; Metazoa; Arthropoda; Arachnida; Sarcoptiformes; Pyroglyphidae. The record is from RefSeq and is a predicted model, not a curated record.
UCUUCAUCGAUUUAGUUAUUAAUUAAUGAUCGAAAAAAUCGCUCAUGUCGUCUUUAACAAACAAUUGCAAGAUCAUGCGCCCUGAUAUCAACAUCGAUAUUUCAUCGCACGAACAAUUUGGCGGCAUUGGUGGUGGUUGUAUAAUGCCAUUUCAAUGUCAUAAUAUCAAUUUAGAACAACAACAUAGUCAGCAGCAGCCAUAUCGAAGUACCACGGUGACCGAUUGUCAUAAAGAUGAUGAUGAUGACUGUGAAGAUCUUUUCAUGAUCGCGUUGAGCGAACAACCAGAUCAUAGAAAUUCCUCGCCUAACUUAUUAAAAGUUCGUUCGAAAAUAAUCACAUUAUCUAGUAAUCAUAAUUGUGAUGAAAAUAAACAUUCUACGAUUAUGAUGAAUAUCAAGUCAUCAUCACGGCAACCAUUCAAAAGCAGCGGUGGUGGUAGUUCUACAACAAGUGGAUGUUCCACGCAAAGUUCAUCAUCAUCAUCAGUAUCGAUGCCUUCAGCAUUACAAUUGUUUCGCAAUCAAUCAGCUACGAAUAUGCUUGUUAACAGCGAUGAUCAUAUCCAUUUUCCCGCCAACAAUAAUAGAAUAGAUGUUGUGGAAACAAAAGAUGAGAUAUCACCUAAUUUAUCAUCACGGGCAUCUAGGCGUCAUUAUUCAUUAACUCCAUCAUCAAGCACAUCAUUAUCUUCAUCAUCGAUUACAUCUUCGCCAUCACCUUCGAUUCGUCCGUCGGAAACACAGUGGGAAAAGAUUGGUCAUUUUAUCGAAUCCUACGAGCAAAGUUUACUUCAAUGUUUAUCCAGCAUUCAACAACAAUGGAUACAUCAACAAUCAUCGACUAGUCACACAAUAAAUAACAACAAUCAUGGCAUCAAUGAUUGUGAUGAUAAUGAUCAUCAUCAUGAUGCUGACGAAAGUCAGGAUGUUAAUGACGAAGAUCUUUUUCAAUCAACAUCAUCAAAUGGUUUUAAUAAUAGUUAUAAAAAUAGUGAUCGCAUCAAUCAUAGUAUCCCUACUCUACAACAAUCCAACAAAAGCAAUGUUAACAUAAAAUCAUUGACAUCAUUACCUAAUGAUGAUAGUAGCAACAUUAAAAAAAAGUCAUGUUAUAUUGUUAAAAAACCAAGCACCAAUAAAUUAGUUAUCGCUGCUGAUUCCUCAUAUACAUAUCGAUUGCAAUUACGUAGUUGGAUUCAAAUACAAUUGGAUAAAGUUGUCCAUCUUCGAGAACAAUACGAACAUGGAAAGCACUGUCAAGAAGCAUUGGUCAAAAUGGCCAAAUUAUCCACACAUAGUGGCAGUAAUAGAUGUCGAAAAAAUUGCUAUCGUGAAUGGCGCUCGAAUGAACGAAUGCUACAAUCAUUGGCCAACAGGUUGCAAUUGAUGAUUGGUUCAUUUGAAAUUCGUGUCGAAGACAUUGAAGGUUGGGCUCGUAUAUGUCCGGGUGAUUAUUAUGAGUUGGAAUUCCGUCAUGGACAACAACGGCAAAUUUUGCGUGUCAAAAUUGUUGGUAGCCAAUUACAAAGAAUAUGGGACUUGGACCGUAACAUCAUUAGAUUUCAUGCUGCCCUUCAAUCACACAUUACUUGCAAGAUAAAAGAAAUGAAAUCUGGAUUGUGGAGGUCUUUAGCAGUUUGGCCAUCAAAAUAUCGUUAUGUCGACAUUGGUACAACUUCGAUUUCGUUGACAGAGUUAUUCCAAUCAGUAGCCGAACAAUGUCCCUUGCUGGUUGAUUGUAAUCCAAGUGGAUCUCUUAAAUUACGGCUAAAUUGUCACUGGAAUCCAAGUUGUCAAGAUGAAAUCAACAUUGAUAUUUUUGAAAAAGAGUCUACAACACGUAGAUCUAACCUUCGAAUUCUUUCUUCAUCAUCAGUUCAUUCGAUUGAAAGUAAUUCCUGUAUGGUUAAUUCUGAAAAGCCUGUUUCAAUGAUGAAACGAAAGUCUAGUGAUCAAGUGGAACAUCAGCGACAACAAAAAGAGUCAUUCGGUAUAAAUCGAAAUCUAGCUCGUUCAUUACUAUCUUUGCCAACAUUCAAUUCUUCAUUAGAUUUGGGUGAUGCUUCAAGCACACUUCCUCUUCGAAUAAAAACCAUUGAAUCUAAUCAUCAUACAGAUGGCGUCGAUGUUUUCGAUAAGAGCGAUUGUAUUUCGAGCUCAGGUUCAUUGUCACAUUAUGCUUUGAAGCCUUGCUCACGAACAUCAUCAGUUUCUACAUCCCCUUGUUCGAAUGAAGUAAAUAAUCAUUUGGAAUCAAUGGUAGUGAUGCUGCAAACGUUAAAAACCUUAUUACAAGAUCAUUAUGGUCAAUCAAUUGAAAUCACAAUCCUGUCACAAACAGUUGCACGAUUGAUUACUUUGUAUGAACGAUUGAUGACAAAACUAACUACAACUCAACAAUUCAAUCUUUCUAACAAAGGGCAUUUUAAUGAUUUACUCCGUGUUAAUGAUAACAAAUGUUUUUCUCAUGAUCAGCAUCAAACAAACGAGUUUAUUGAACAAGCUUUCGAAUUUCUCGAUCAAUCGGACUUUGAUGACCAUGAUAAUUAUAAAAGACAAACCCGUAUUCGAGCUUCAUUUGAUUCGAAUGAAUGCGGUCUAUUAAAUAGGUCACAUCAACCGCCGAUUUCAGAAUCUUUACUAGAUUGCCAGAAUGAUCACGUUGAAAUUAAUGAAAUGAUUUCUCAAUGGAAUAGAUUACUCACUAUCCACAUUGAAUCAGCCACCAAACAACUUCUAAAUGUUGGAACUUGGAUUUUGAAAUCAAGAGAACAAUGUGCAUUUCUUCGUUUACAAGCCGAUACAUUUGCUAUGGAACAAAUUUACUUAAUUUUAUUGUUUAUUCUCAAAAACUGCAAUCGGAAUCAGAAUUUCAAGUUGCCUAACAAUCAACCUUUUGGUCAAGAUAGCCGAGUUUUGGAAUUAGUUAGAUAUCUUUGUCCAUCGAAUAAUGAUUAUUCUUUGGUCUUUACAUUUGAUCAAUUUUUUCAAAUCUUAUUGUCGGUGAUGCGAAUUCACAUUUUGAUAAAUGAAGCAGGCAUCAAUGAUUUUGAAAAAAUAGAUACUUUAUUCCAAAACUCAACUCAAUGGUUGGCAUCAUCGAUAUUUUCCUGUGGAAGCAGUUGUUUCUAUUUAUUUGGCAGCCAAAAACAGCCAUCAGAAACUGAUUUGAUUACCAUAUUUCAUGUUCGUGCAUUUUUUGAAUUGAAUCUUUAUAAUAAUCAUAAUUACCACCAUUUCUAUUAUCGUCAUUCAAAAAAUAAUGUCUCAAUGAAGCAAAUCCGAACGCAUCCAAUUCAUUUGGCUGAUUUUUUUCACACAGCUUUUGAUCUGAAUUGUUUAAUUGCCAAAAUACGUACAAGAAAAUGGCCUUUGUUGAAUGUUGAAGCGAUUUUGUUCAAAAGGUUUAGUCCACGCUGUGAAUGGCUACCGCCAGAUUUAACAUUGCUUUUGUUCAAUCUUAUUCAUGAACAUCAUUGUAUUCACGAAUCUAUUGCUCGUAAAAAUUGUAUCUCAAACAGUAAUCAUGAAUCAUCUCUUUUUAAUUCGGCACGAUCUCUUGGUGAUGUUAAAAAAUCUGAUCGUUUACGCGAAUUAUCACGCUUAAUCAAUCAAUGGUUAAUGUGGCAAUGUCAACAAUCACGAUUCGAGGUUCGUGAACAUAUACUUAUUGGAUUGGAAUGUUCAUGUCCAUUCACUCGCCAAGCAUCUUGCUAUGGUAUAAUGCAUCUUUUUCGUCUUAUGCAACGAAUUCAAUCUACUAACCUGACAUCAUCAAUGACUAUGAAAGUAUUUUAUGGCAAAGAGUUGGAUUGUCUUCUGUACCUGUCAAUGGAGGAUGCUGAUAGUCGAGUACGUGAUGAGGCUAAAAAAUCACUCCAAUACUUGAGCUCCGUAUUGGGCAAAAAACUGGAAAGUGACCAAAUGUCUUUCGUUUCACCCGGAAGCUUCCCUAACAGAAAAGCUAACAUUAAUGAUUGUCCAACAUCACAACCGUCAAGAAAUUCACCCUCACAACCAAUUUCGAUGUUCAGAAAUAGUCAUAGUUGGAUUACUAAGCAUACGAAGCCUACAGUAGUAGCAAAUUCAAUUCUGCGAACUAGUAUGCCUGAUUUGUCCAGUCUUGCUUUCGAUCUGGAAUCGAUCCAAUUAAAAUGACAUUGAAAAUUCUAUUAAUAAAAUUGAUUGAUUGUU